Molecule: messenger RNA, 1149 nt
Organism: Tupaia belangeri chinensis (Chinese tree shrew)
Lineage: Eukaryota; Metazoa; Chordata; Mammalia; Scandentia; Tupaiidae
Gene: MAGEB3
Product: MAGE family member B3
Exons: 2
Coding region: 136-1125 (329 amino acids)
Biological process (GO): negative regulation of transcription by RNA polymerase II
Cellular component (GO): nucleus
Source: RefSeq, a predicted model, not a curated record
CGUCCCCUCCGUGUCGGUUGGCCGAGAGUGAGUUUCCAGGAGCCGUCUGGGACAAAGGGGAAGACUGAAUAGUCUGUGCCUACAUCCUCUGGCAUUCUGCCCACACUCCUGCCUGCUGUCACUGACCACAAAAUCAUGCCUUGGGGUCAGAAGAGUAACCUUCGUGCUCAGGAGAAACACACCCAGACUCAAGGUGAGACUCAUGGUCUCCAGGGUGCUCAAGCCACCACAACCAAGAAAAAAAAAAUCCCUUCCUCACCCUUUGCUCAUUUGGGGGCUAUUAUCCAGAAAAAAUCUGCUGCUAGCUCACGUAGCACUCUCAAGAAGCCUCAGAAAGCGUUAUCCACCACUAUGUCUGUAGGCGUUUCUCACACAAAAUCGUGCAAAGGAGCCAAGAGCAAAAGUAGGAAAAAGCCAAACUCAACCCAAGUGCCACCAUCCAGGAUGCGCUCUCGAAGACGUGCUCUAAGCCAACAGUCAAGUAUAGUGGUGCAGUUCCUGAUGCACAAGUACAGAAUGAAAAAGCCCAUUACAAAAACCGGUAUGCUGAAGAUUAUCAAUAAAAAAUAUGAGAAUCACUUCCGUGAAAUCCUUAAAAGAGCUUCUUUCAGCAUGGAGGUGGUAUUUGGUGUUGAUUUAAAGGAAGUUGAUUCUACCAAAAACUCCUAUGUCCUUGUCAGCAAAAUGGAUCUCCCCAACAAUGGGACAGUGAGUCGCGGCAUGGGGUUACCUAAGACUGGUCUCCUGAUGAGUCUCCUGGGCGUGAUCUUCAUGAAGGGAAACUGCGCCACUGAAGAGAAGAUCUGGGAAUUCCUGAAUAAGAUGAGAAUAUAUGCUGGGAAGAGACACUUUAUAUUUGGGGAGCCUAGGAAACUUAUUACCCAAGAUUUCGUGAAGCUGAAAUACCUGGAGUACCGCCAGGUGCCCAACAGUGAUCCUGCACGCUAUGAAUUCCUGUGGGGCCCCAGAGCCCACGCAGAAACCAGCAAGAUGAGAGUCCUAGAGUAUUUGUCAAAGAUCAAUAAUAUGGUCCCCAGUGCCUUCCAGUUUUGGUAUGAAGAGGCUUUGAGAGAUGAGAAAGAGAGAGCCCAAGGGGCAGUCACAUGCGGUGAUAGCACUAAGUGACCCAGCACCAUGUCCUACUGAACC